This is a messenger RNA of Suillus plorans, 1275 nucleotides long. Its product is annotated as peptidase C65 Otubain-domain-containing protein. Gene Ontology annotation, molecular function: ubiquitin binding; cysteine-type deubiquitinase activity. Bases 117 to 1058 code for a protein of 313 amino acids. The record is from RefSeq and is a predicted model, not a curated record. Gene Ontology annotation, cellular component: nucleus. The transcript is spliced from 9 exons. Lineage: Eukaryota; Fungi; Basidiomycota; Agaricomycetes; Boletales; Suillaceae. Gene Ontology annotation, biological process: protein K48-linked deubiquitination.
AAGACCGUUUUGAUCAUCUCGGUGGCCGACUACAUAACAACUUGAUAACUGAGAACAGCACACAUAUACGACAUUUAAGUAGUAUCACACGUCCAAUCAACAUCCAGAAGAUCACUAUGAACAACCAAUCUUCAAGCUCUACAUUGCCUGGCAGUCCUCCGAGGCCACGAAAUGCUGAUGUACCUGAAGCUGAAGGAGCCCAGUUCAAGUCAUCCAACCUCCCAGGUAAUGCCAAAUUAUCGGAAGAGCUAGAUACCUAUGAUGGGGCACACAGAUCUCAGUUCUAUGAAUUAGGCCAGAAAUUAUUGGAGGAGAGUAUGGGUCGAGAUCGGCCUCUGAUAUCUCCACCGACGACGAUACAUGAGCUCCGGGCAGAGUACACUGGCGCCCCAUCGUUUGUGGCGCAGAUCGACAGCUUGCUGAAUCGAGGUUAUACAAAGAUUAUCCGUACUAAAGGUGAUGGAAAUUGCUUUUACCGAGCUCUGGGAUACGCAUACCUUAGCAGCCUCGUUGAUUCGCCAAAUCUCGUCUAUUCUGCAAAAUCCGUGAUAGAAUCAGGCUCAAGAAUGAUGGAACGUAAUUUCAUGGACGCGGAUAUCAUUUCGACAUUCUGCGAACCCCUUAUGGAUCUUGUAGAUGCCAUUGGGAAUCUUGACCCUAAUAAAGUGUUGACGCAUAAACGUCUAUUGUCUGCCUUUCUUGAAGACGAAACGUCAAACUGUAUUGUCACGUACUUGCGACUUUUAACUACCGCUCAAAUCCAAUCCGCGAGCGAUGACUAUGCUGGCUUUCUCUUCGACGAUUCAGGAGAACAAUUGGAACCUACUGAAUUCUGUCGGCAAUAUGUCGAUCCUCUUGGGAAAGAAGCAGAUCAUGUUCAAGUGGCGGCCUUGUGUCGGGCUCUAAAACUGCACAUCAGGAUUGCAUAUCUUGAUGGUCACUCUCCGGAUGGCCAAGCCCACUUCCAAGAUAUCACACCGCCAGACGGCGGAAAUAACAAACCGUUGAUUCUCAUCUAUCGCCCUGGCCACUACGAUGUUUUGAUAAAGACGAACUAAUUCGGUGCAGUAUGAGCCCACUGGUGCAAAUAUUUCCUGUUUAUCGGUGUGGCAUGGCCGCAUCUCCAACCCACAAGGAGUCUGACAUACCUACUUAUAUAUAUCCUAUGCGUAUCCAAGUGAUUCUUGACUCAGUGUCCGGGUCUAUGUCACGCGUAGUCAAAAUUGUGAAUCUAAGCACGAAUAGCCGCCGGCUCGGUGUCAAUUGUGUCCAUCC